AUGGCGAGGACGAGUAGCGAAGAUGAUGACGCCGGAGUCAACGUCGUCGACGACCAUAAUAAGGUUCUUUUGCGUUUUUGCGGGUCGAAGACGACGCCGCCGCCGAGCAUAGGACGACGACGACGACGCGACGACGACUCGCGGAUCCAGAAUUCCGCCGCCGGAGACGACUACGAAGACGACGACGAUGACGGUAGAUGCACGUCUUCAGCACGACAAUGCAUGCCUGAGGCGUGUGUGGAAACGAGGAAAGCUAGUGCGACGUGGGUGGAGCUUCUUCUUCUUCUUCUUCUAACUCUGCUGGAGGCGGAGCUUUGCUCAGCUGUGCUCUUGUGGACCCGUUCCUAA
This is a messenger RNA of Caenorhabditis auriculariae, 348 nucleotides long. Lineage: Eukaryota; Metazoa; Nematoda; Chromadorea; Rhabditida; Rhabditidae. The record is from the annotation of a GenBank genome assembly.